UUUUUAAUUCUACAUAUGUUGUACCUAAAAUCAGUUGCACUUAAUUCACCAAACAACAACGACUUUAAUCAAAAUUUAUCUGAAUCAAGUACACGUUUACAACAAAAAUCACCAUCAACUAACAACAUUUCAAAAAUCCCUUUAUUUAUUGGGCGUUCUUCAAAUUUUGGAAUUUAUUCAAAAAAUAAGACAAAAAAAUUAUUAAAUAGUAAAAACAAAGAAAAACAAUUGUUCAAGGCUAAUAACGAACAACAAAUCGUUCCUUUUGUUUAUUCUUCCUGUGCAAGUUCGAGAGAAACACUUUCAUCUUGUGGAAAAUUUUCUGAAGAGGAUUCAGAAGAGGACCACGAAAAUGACAAAAUUAACAACAAAAACUCACUAAACUUAAAUAUUUCAACAACUAGUCUACCUUCAUCAUCUUGGCACACAAUAGGCAUUGCCCACUCCCUUCUAACCAAAAUUCAAAAUAAAAAUAAAAAAUCAACAAAAUUUAGAACAUUUCCACUUUUACAACGUCCAAUAUUUAAUAAUAAUAAAGAAGAAAAUUGGAAAAGUUUUUCUGGAACUUCGGAAAAAAUUUUAAAUUCUUCUCUAUCUCCAUUCUCCAAAAGUUUUUGUUGUAGUAGUGAUAAUUCUAAAUUGUUCUCAAACUCUUUACAACACUCUUUUAAUUCAAAAAAUUCUUCAAGUUGUUUAUGGGAGAACAAUGAAAGACCCAAUUUUUAGUAAGUUUGUUAACAAUGUUCUUGACUAUGAAAAUGAAAUUUUUGCUGUUAUUUACGAGGGAUGGGACCUGCCUUACUUUAAAAAGCGGAAGAAAAGGCGAAGGGAAACGGAAGAAAAAAAAUGGAAGCACUAGUGCCAAAAAAGGCGGAAAUCGGCGAAGGACGGAAGCGGAAGAAAUCCCGUCCUUGUGUCUU
Meloidogyne enterolobii is the source of this 920-nucleotide messenger RNA. The record is from the annotation of a GenBank genome assembly. Lineage: Eukaryota; Metazoa; Nematoda; Chromadorea; Rhabditida; Meloidogynidae.